GGUGCGCCUAUUGUGUACGUUGUGUGGGUCUUAUACCUGUGGAUGGCUGUAGGUUAAGCUUGUAUUACCUUCUGUGGCCGUCUUCGUGCUUACAUAUGGAGGAGACAGCUCAGUGAUGGAGGUGUAGAGAGAAGAUAGUCUUCCUAACCUCGCACUGAAGGACCCAACACCUCUACCCGGCCCUGAUGCUGCAGCUCUUGACGCUUCAGAACAGUCCAUAGGUUGUCGGCACGUCCACUAAAACCACAUAUGCAGUAUUCACCCACAAGAGGAGGAGGAUAAGGGAGAGAUUGCAGCCGUCAUCACCGUCAAAAUCAACGGCAUCAUCUCCAAUCUCAUCACCACAACUGAAGCAUUAACUCUACUGCCAUCACCACCACUGCUGCUACUGUCCCCAAGCAUAUAUACACAGUCAUCAGAGUCAUUUUUCAUAGAUUUUCGUAGGUUUUUGUGUACAUCAAUUUUUCAACAUAUGACAGCUAGAAAGAUGUAUAUAUCGUCAUCACAAUUGAAGCCUUAACCCUGCUGUCAUCACCACCAUUCCUGCUACUUCUGUUCCUAGCCAGUGUCACCAAUACUCCCUCUGCGGCCAAGCAACACCAGGGGCCUUACUACUAAACAUUUCGUUGUCCAAGAACACGUAUUUAACAAGGCUUUCAUAGGAGUUUGGGACAUUUCCAGAAGUAGUUUUAUGGCCCUGGUGGUAGUGUGACCCUUCCUCAGUGCUGCGAACCUAAAGAAACAUAUACUUAACAAGGCUUUCAUAGGAGUUUGGGACAUUUCCAGGAGUAGUUUUAUGGCCCUGGUGGUAGUGUGACCCUUCCUCAGUGCUGCGAACCUAAAGAAACAAAUAUUUAACAAGGCUUUCAUAGGAGUUUGGGACAUUUCCAGGGGUAGUUUUAUGGCCCUGGUGGUAGUGUGACCCUUCCUCUGUGCCGUGAACCUAAAGAAACACUCACUAGAACCCGACUGACCCUCUCUUUGACCGUUAGAAAUAGGUCAUGUGAGAAGCCAAUAUCGACCCAGAAGUCCACCACCACCUGUCCCAUUGCAGACUGUCCCACCCUUAACAUGAUUCCCUCAGCCCCAGUGCAGCAAAUAUCCAUCAAUUCCAGUUCCUCCACCACCACCACCACCACCACUACCACCACCACCGCCCUAAAUCACCAGAAUGCUACCACUACCACCACUGCCCUAAAUCACCAGCAUACCAUCACCAGUACCACUCCACCAGUACUCCAGAAUCUCACCACCACCUCCACCACUGCCCUAAAUCACCAGCAUACCAUCACAAGUACCACUCCACUAGUACUCCAGAAUCUCACCACCACCUCCACCACUGCCCAAAAUCACCAGCAUACCAUCACCAGUACCACUCCACCAGUACUCCAGAAUCUCAACACCACCACCACCACUGCCCUAAGUCACCAGAAUCCCAUCACCAGUACCAUUCCACCAAUACACCAAAAUACCACCACUGCCCUAAAUCACCAGACUACCAUCACAAGUACCACUCCACCAAUCCGCCAGAAUGUAAACACGACCACCACCACCAGGUCUAGAGUGUGUAGGGGUCACUCCAGAAAAACCUGCUUGAUAUGCCCAGUCAGACAUCAGAGUUCUGCCGCUAACAACACUCCCACUACCACCAAUACCAACCCUCGGCCGUACACGCAAACCACCACAGUGAACCACAGGAAUAACACUCAGCCGUACAUGCGGGUUGCCAUUCCGCUGACUAGUCCAGAGCACCAGUCAACUCAUCCAAAAAGACAGUCUGUUACUACCACUACCAACAACAACAACAAUGACAACAGCAGCAAUACUCCGCUGUCCCAAGAAAAGAUUAUGGGUGGAAAACAAGCCCCACUCAAUUUGACAGGAAAACAACCCCCACUCAGUUUGACAGGAAAACAACCUCCACUCAAUUUGACAGGAAAACAACCUCCACUCAAUUUGACAGGAAAACAACCUCCACUCAAUUUGACAGGAAAACAACCUCCACUCAAUUUGACAGGAAAACAACCUCCACUCAAUUUGACAGGAAAACCUCCACUCAAUUUGACAGAAAAACAACCUCCGCUCAACUUGACAAGCCUCCCAUCUCCACCCCCACAGAAGAUUACGAGCGGAAAACAACCUCCACUCACUUUGACAGGAAAACACCCUCCGCUCAACGUUACCACCCUCCCAUCAUCACCCCCAGAGAAGAUUACGAGCGGAAAACAACCUCCACUCAAUUUGACAGGAAAACAACCUCCGCUCAACUUGACAAGCCUCCCAUCUCCACCCCCACAGAAGAUUACGAGCGGAAAACAACCUCCGCUCAACUUGACAAGCCUCCCAUCUUCACCCCCAGAGAAGAUUACGAGCGGAAAACAACCUCCCCUCAACUUGACAAGCCUCCCAUCUUCACCCCCACAGAAGAUUACGAGCGGAAAACAACCUCCCCUCAACUUGACAAGCCUCCCAUCUUCACCCCCACAGAAGAUUACGAGCGGAAAACAACCUCCACUCAACUUGACCGCUCUCCCAUCUCCACCCCCGACGGAGACUAUCUGUGCCAACAACUGUAUCCCUCAUCGGCACUUUCAUCUGAACCGCACGCCACCACAGACUCAACCCACAUCAUCGGUGCUGCAACCCUCACCACCUAAACCAUCCACCCCGCCCUUUUCUAACACCAAAGCUAUUAAAGAUCAGAUCAUAAAGAGAUAUCCACCACCAAAGGCCAGUAGCUCUAGUAUUGGAGGGAAUGUGGUUAAGGAAGGAAAUUUGACUUCUGAUGAUCAACAACAUGGUGCUAUUUCCCGGCCUUCUGAGCCUCAAAGUUCUCCUAUUUCUCGGCCUUCUGAGCUUCAAAGUUCUCCUAUUUCUCGGCCUUCUGAGCUUCAAAGUUCUCCUAUUUCUCGGCCUUCUGAGCUUCAAAGUUCUCCUAUUUCUCGGCCUUCUGAGCUUCAAAGUUCUCCUAUUUCUCGGCCUUCUGAGCUUCAAAGUUCUCCUAUUUCUCGGCCUUCUGAGCUUCAAAGUUCUCCUAUUUCUCGGCCUUCUGAGCCUUCUAGUUCUCCUAUUUCUCGGCCUUCUGAGCUUCAAAGUUCUCCUAUUUCUCGGCCUUCUGAGCCUCAAAGUUCUCCUAUUUCUCGGCCUUCUGAGCUUCAAAGUUCUCCUAUUUCUCGGCCUUCUGAGCUUCAAAGUUCUCCUAUUUCUCGGCCUUCUGAGCCUCAAAGUUCUCCUGCUUCUACUUCUGACAGCUUGCCUGCUUUCUCCUGCGAAUUCUGUAACCAAUCCAUCGUCAACUGUCAUGAACUUAAGUCUCUGUACAGCUACGCCUUCGAGCUACGGACCUGCCAGACUAGCCCGACCCACCGCCAUCUCUUCUCCUACUGGUCGACGGACCCCUACCACUACCUGACCUCCAACCUGACCCGUGACCUGCUCAUACGGCAGUUCUAUGGCCAUUUCCUCCUCAUUCGAUUCCCCGCUCAGCCCUGCCCUGAGGAAUGCCCCGAGUGCUUUACCCCUAUGUGCCCCUCUCGCUGUGUCUAUUCCACCCUCAACGGCCUCGUCACCUACCGAUGUCCGGACUGUGGGCUCAUCGUCUACUUUGUGACGGAAAAUUGUGAAGUGGUGUUUUUGUCGUCAUGA
Eriocheir sinensis (Chinese mitten crab) is the source of this 3645-nucleotide messenger RNA. RefSeq names its product mucin-2-like. The transcript has 6 exons. Lineage: Eukaryota; Metazoa; Arthropoda; Malacostraca; Decapoda; Varunidae. The coding region runs from base 1072 to 3645 and encodes 857 amino acids. The record is from RefSeq and is a predicted model, not a curated record.